Messenger RNA from Anoplopoma fimbria (sablefish), 6629 nucleotides. Its product is annotated as golgin subfamily A member 4-like. The record is from RefSeq and is a predicted model, not a curated record. NCBI's taxonomy places the organism in Eukaryota, Metazoa, Chordata, Actinopteri, Perciformes, Anoplopomatidae. Gene Ontology annotation, molecular function: DNA binding.
AGAAAACAUGGCUUGUUACACUGAGCUGAUAGAGAGAGAAAAGAAAGGUCUCAUGAGUAUACUGUCAGACAUGGUCAUCCAGAGAGAAGACAUGGAAAACAAUUGGAAGCAGAAGCUUGAGUUGGACAAACAAGAUGUCAUCAAACUGAAGGCAGAGCUGAAGCAAGACAGAGAUGAUCUGGAUACAGAGAGUGACAUGAUGAACAAAGAGAAACUGGACUUGGAGCUGAUGAGGUCUGACAUCCUGAAACAAAGAGAGAUAUUAGAACAAGAGAAAGAAGAUAUAAAAGGGGAAAGAUGCAACCUGGAAAUUACAAAGACUGAGCUACAAAAGAAGAAAGAACUUGCAGACAGUCAGCUUGAUGAGAUAAAAAGAGAGAAAGGCAACAUUAAAGAUUUGAUCCUACAGCUUCAGACAGAAAGAGACAAACUUGAGAACCAGAUGAACAUGAUUAUCUUAAAACAAGAAGAACAAGAACUCAAGGAAAACCAGUUCACACUACAAGCACAAGAACUGGAAAGCAGUAAGAACAGUGUACUGGCUGAAAGAGAGGAACUGGAACUUCUAAGGAAGGAUCUCAACAAGAAGAAAGAAGAGGUUGAAGCUGCCAUAAACACCAUCAGUGUAGAGAGAGAACAACUCAGUCUGAUGAAGAGUAGUACUGACAUGAACAGACACAUGUUGGACAAUGAAAAGGACAGAAUGGAAGGAGAAAGGUCUGAACUGAAACUAAGAGAAGAUCAACUCUUGAAUAAAAUGAAAUCUAUAGAAACUCUGAGAGGAAAUAUUCAACAGCUGAAUGAAAGGAUGAGUGAAGACAUGAAAAAGAAGAUGGAAAGAUUACAACAAAACAAUGAAGAUGUAGUAAUGCUGUACUCUGUGUUGGAACAAAAGCUUGCAGCUCUAAAUGGACAGAAAGAAAACAUGGCUUGUUACACUGAGCUGAUAGAGAGAGAAAAGAAAGGUCUCAUGAGUAUACUGUCAGACAUGGUCAUCCAGAGAGAAGACAUGGAAAACAAUUGGAAGCAGAAGCUUGAGUUGGACAAACAAGAUGUCAUCAAACUGAAGGCAGAGCUGAAGCAAGACAGAGAUGAUCUGGAUACAGAGAGUGACAUGAUGAACAAAGAGAAACUGGACUUGGAGCUGAUGAGGUCUGACAUCCUGAAACAAAGAGAGAUAUUAGAACAAGAGAAAGAAGAUAUAAAAGGGGAAAGAUGCAACCUGGAAAUUACAAAGACUGAGCUACAAAAGAAGAAAGAACUUGCAGACAGUCAGCUUGAUGAGAUAAAAAGAGAGAAAGGCAACAUUAAAGAUUUGAUCCUACAGCUUCAGACAGAAAGAGACAAACUUGAGAACCAGAUGAACAUGAUUAUCUUAAAACAAGAAGAACAAGAACUCAAGGAAAACCAGUUCACACUACAAGCACAAGAACUGGAAAGCAGUAAGAACAGUGUACUGGCUGAAAGAGAGGAACUGGAACUUCUAAGGAAGGAUCUCAACAAGAAGAAAGAAGAGGUUGAAGCUGCCAUAAACACCAUCAGUGUAGGAGAACAACUCAGUCUGAUGAAGAGUAGUACUGACAUGAACAGACACAUGUUGGACAAUGAAAAGGACAGAAUGGAAGGAGAAAGGUCUGAACUGAAACUAAGAGAAGAUCAACUCUUGAAUAAAAUGAAAUCUAUAGAAACUCUGAGAGGAAAUAUUCAACAGCUGAAUGAAAGGAUGAGUGAAGACAUGAAAAAGAAGAUGGAAAGAUUACAACAAAACAAUGAAGAUGUAGUAAUGUUGUACUCUGUGUUGGAACAAAAGCUUGCAGCUCUAAAUGGACAGAAAGAAAACAUGGCUUGUUACACUGAGCUGAUAGAGAGAGAAAAGAAAGGUCUCAUGAGUAUACUGUCAGACAUGGUCAUCCAGAGAGAAGACAUGGAAAACAAUUGGAAGCAGAAGCUUGAGUUGGACAAACAAGAUGUCAUCAAACUGAAGGCAGAGCUGAAGCAAGACAGAGAUGAUCUGGAUACAGAGAGUGACAUGAUGAACAAAGAGAAACUGGACUUGGAGCUGAUGAGGUCUGACAUCCUGAAACAAAGAGAGAUAUUAGAACAAGAGAAAGAAGAUAUAAAAGGGGAAAGAUGCAACCUGGAAAUUACAAAGACUGAGCUACAAAAGAAGAAAGAACUUGCAGACAGUCAGCUUGAUGAGAUAAAAAGAGAGAAAGGCAACAUUAAAGAUUUGAUCCUACAGCUUCAGACAGAAAGAGACAAACUUGAGAACCAGAUGAACAUGAUUAUCUUAAAACAAGAAGAACAAGAACUCAAGGAAAACCAGUUCACACUACAAGCACAAGAACUGGAAAGCAGUAAGAACAGUGUACUGGCUGAAAGAGAGGAACUGGAACUUCUAAGGAAGGAUCUCAACAAGAAGAAAGAAGAGGUUGAAGCUGCCAUAAACACCAUCAGUGUAGGAGAACAACUCAGUCUGAUGAAGAGUAGUACUGACAUGAACAGACACAUGUUGGACAAUGAAAAGGACAGAAUGGAAGGAGAAAGGUCUGAACUGAAACUAAGAGAAGAUCAACUCUUGAAUAAAAUGAAAUCUAUAGAAACUCUGAGAGGAAAUAUUCAACAGCUGAAUGAAAGGAUGAGUGAAGACAUGAAAAAGAAGAUGGAAAGAUUACAACAAAACAAUGAAGAUGUAGUAAUGCUGUACUCUGUGUUGGAACAAAAGCUUGCAGCUCUAAAUGGACAGAAAGAAAACAUGGCUUGUUACACUGAGCUGAUAGAGAGAGAAAAGAAAGGUCUCAUGAGUAUACUGUCAGACAUGGUCAUCCAGAGAGAAGACAUGGAAAACAAUUGGAAGCAGAAGCUUGAGUUGGACAAACAAGAUGUCAUCAAACUGAAGGCAGAGCUGAAGCAAGACAGAGAUGAUCUGGAUACAGAGAGUGACAUGAUGAACAAAGAGAAACUGGACUUGGAGCUGAUGAGGUCUGACAUCCUGAAACAAAGAGAGAUAUUAGAACAAGAGAAAGAAGAUAUAAAAGGGGAAAGACGCAACCUGGAAAUUACAAAGACUGAGCUACAAAAGAAGAAAGAACUUGCAGACAGUCAGCUUGAUGAGAUACAAAGAGAGAAAGGCAACAUUAAAGAUUUGAUCCUACAGCUUCAGACAGAAAGAGACAAACUUGAGAACCAGAUGAACAUGAUUAUCUUAAAACAAGAAGAACAAGAACUCAAGGAAAACCAGUUCACACUACAAGCACAAGAACUGGAAAGCAGUAAGAACAGUGUACUGGCUGAAAGAGAGGAACUGGAACUUCUAAGGAAGGAUCUCAACAAGAAGAAAGAAGAGGUUGAAGCUGCCAUAAACACCAUCAGUGUAGAAAGAGAACAACUCAGUCUGAUGAAGAGUAGUACUGACAUGAACAGACACAUGUUGGACAAUGAAAAGGACAGAAUGGAAGGAGAAAGGUCUGAACUGAAACUAAGAGAAGAUCAACUCUUGAAUAAAAUGAAAUCUAUAGAAACUCUGAGAGGAAAUAUUCAACAGCUGAAUGAAAGGAUGAGUGAAGACAUGAAAAAGAAGAUGGAAAGAUUACAACAAAACAAUGAAGAUGUAGUAAUGCUGUACUCUGUGUUGGAACAAAAGCUUGCAGCUCUAAAUGGACAGAAAGAAAACAUGGCUUGUUACACUGAGCUGAUAGAGAGAGAAAAGAAAGGUCUCAUGAGUAUACUGUCAGACAUGGUCAUCCAGAGAGAAGACAUGGAAAACAAUUGGAAGCAGAAGCUUGAGUUGGACAAACAAGAUGUCAUCAAACUGAAGGCAGAGCUGAAGCAAGACAGAGAUGAUCUGGAUACAGAGAGUGACAUGAUGAACAAAGAGAAACUGGACUUGGAGCUGAUGAGGUCUGACAUCCUGAAACAAAGAGAGAUAUUAGAACAAGAGAAAGAAGAUAUAAAAGGGGAAAGAUGCAACCUGGAAAUUACAAAGACUGAGCUACAAAAGAAGAAAGAACUUGCAGACAGUCAGCUUGAUGAGAUAAAAAGAGAGAAAGGCAACAUUAAAGAUUUGAUCCUACAGCUUCAGACAGAAAGAGACAAACUUGAGAACCAGAUGAACAUGAUUAUCUUAAAACAAGAAGAACAAGAACUCAAGGAAAACCAGUUCACACUACAAGCACAAGAACUGGAAAGCAGUAAGAACAGUGUACUGGCUGAAAGAGAGGAACUGGAACUUCUAAGGAAGGAUCUCAACAAGAAGAAAGAAGAGGUUGAAGCUGCCAUAAACACCAUCAGUGUAGAGAGAGAACAACUCAGUCUGAUGAAGAGUAGUACUGACAUGAACAGACACAUGUUGGACAAUGAAAAGGACAGAAUGGAAGGAGAAAGGUCUGAACUGAAACUAAGAGAAGAUCAACUCUUGAAUAAAAUGAAAUCUAUAGAAACUCUGAGAGGAAAUAUUCAACAGCUGAAUGAAAGGAUGAGUGAAGACAUGAAAAAGAAGAUGGAAAGAUUACAACAAAACAAUGAAGAUGUAGUAAUGCUGUACUCUGUGUUGGAACAAAAGCUUGCAGCUCUAAAUGUACAGAAAGAAAACAUGGCUUGUUACACUGAGCUGAUAGAGAGAGAAAAGAAAGGUCUCAUGAGUAUGCUGUCAGACAUGGUCAUCCAGAGAGAAGACAUGGAAAACAAUUGGAAGCAGAAGCUUGAGUUGGACAAACAAGAUGUCAUCAAACUGAAGGCAGAGCUGAAGCAAGACAGAGAUGAUCUGGAUACAGAGAGUGACAUGAUGAACAAAGAGAAACUGGACUUGGAGCUGAUGAGGUCUGACAUCCUGAAACAAAGAGAGAUAUUAGAAGAAGAGAUAGAAGAUAUAAAAGGGGAAAGACGCAAGCUGGAAAUUACAAAGACUGAGCUACAAAAGAAGAAAGAACUUGCAGACAGUCAGCUUGAUGAGAUAAAAAGAGAGAAAGGCAACAUUAAAGAUUUGAUCCUACAGCUUCAGACAGAAAGAGACAAACUUGAGAACCAGAUGAACAUGAUUAUCUUAAAACAAGAAGAACAAGAACUUAAGGAAAACCAGUUCACACUACAAGCACAAGAACUGGAAAGCAGUAAGAACAGUGUACUGGCUGAAAGAGAGGAACUGGAACUUCUAAGGAAGGAUCUCAACAAGAAGAAAGAAGAGGUUGAAGCUGCCAUAAACACCAUCAGUGUAGAAAGAGAACAACUCAGUCUGAUGAAGAGUAGUACUGACAUGAACAGACACAUGUUGGACAAUGAAAAGGACAGAAUGGAAGGAGAAAGGUCUGAACUGAAACUAAGAGAAGAUCAACUCUUGAAUAAAAUGAAAUCUAUAGAAACUCUGAGAGGAAAUAUUCAACAGCUGAAUGAAAGGAUGAGUGAAGACAUGAAAAAGAAGAUGGAAAGAUUACAACAAAACAAUGAAGAUGUAGUAAUGCUGUACUCUGUGUUGGAACAAAAGCUUGCAGCUCUAAAUGGACAGAAAGAAAACAUGGCUUGUUACACUGAGCUGAUAGAGAGAGAAAAGAAAGGUCUCAUGAGUAUGCUGUCAGACAUGGUCAUCCAGAGAGAAGACAUGGAAAACAAUUGGAAGCAGAAGCUUGAGUUGGACAAACAAGAUGUCAUCAAACUGAAGGCAGAGCUGAAGCAAGACAGAGAUGAUCUGGAUACAGAGAGUGACAUGAUGAACAAAGAGAAACUGGACUUGGAGCUGAUGAGGUCUGACAUCCUGAAACAAAGAGAGAUAUUAGAACAAGAGCAAGAAGAUAUAAAAGGGGAAAGACGCAAGCUGGAAAUUACAAAGACUGAGCUACAAAAGAAGAAAGAACUUGCAGACAGUCAGCUUGAUGAGAUAAAAAGAGAGAAAGGCAACAUUAAAGAUUUGAUCCUACAGCUUCAGACAGAAAGAGACAAACUUGAGAACCAGAUGAACAUGAUUAUCUUAAAACAAGAAGAACAAGAACUCAAGGAAAACCAGUUCACACUACAAGCACAAGAACUGGAAAGCAGUAAGAACAGUGUACUGGCUGAAAGAGAGGAACUGGAACUUCUAAGGAAGGAUCUCAACAAGAAGAAAGAAGAGGUUGAAGCUGCCAUAAACACCAUCAGUGUAGAAAGAGAACAACUCAGUCUGAUGAAGAGUAGUACUGACAUGAACAGACACAUGUUGGACAAUGAAAAGGACAGAAUGGAAGGAGAAAGGUCUGAACUGAAACUAAGAGAAGAUCAACUCUUGAAUAAAAUGAAAUCUAUAGAAACUCUGAGAGGAAAUAUUCAACAGCUGAAUGAAAGGAUGAGUGAAGACAUGAAAAAGAAGAUGGAAAGAUUACAACAAAACAAUGAAGAUGUAGUAAUGCUGUACUCUGUGUUGGAACAAAAGCUUGCAGCUCUAAAUGGACAGAAAGAAAACAUGGCUUGUUACACUGAGCUGAUAGAGAGAGAAAAGAAAGGUCUCAAUGAGUAUACUGUCAGACAUGGUCAUCCAGAGAGAAGACAUGGAAAACAAAUGGAAGCAGAAGUUUGAGUUGGACAAACAAGAUGUCAUCAAACAGAAGGCAGAGCUGAAGCAAGACAGAGAUGAUCUGGAUACAGAGAGUGACAUGAUGAACAAA